AUGGCGGAGAAGGAAGAAUUCGCCGGCGUUCACAUGGACGAGGACGUUGAAGCAACCAAGGAGCAUCUGUCUGAUAUCCGCGAUGGAUCAUUGGGACACAUUGACGCUGCUCGAUCUAGGGCAUUGGUUCGGAAGCAAGACUUGAGGAUCAUUCCAAUCACGGCAGGAAUCUAUCUCCUGUGCUACCUUGACAGGUCAAACAUUGGAAAUGCAAAGGUCUUGAACUCGUCCACAGGCAAUGACCUCUUGACGGAGACGCACAUGACCAACUACCAGUACACAAUCGCGCUCAUGGUUUUCCUUAUUGCCUAUGCGAUUUUUGAAGUUCCGUCCAACUAUUUCCUCAAGAAGCUGAAGCCGAGCCGCUGGAUUGCCUUCCUCAUGUUUUCCUGGGGAGCCAUCACGAUGGGCAUUGCUGGGACACAGAACCACGCGUCAGUAACGGCGGUGCGAUUCCUCCUGGGAGUUGUUGAAGCAGGGUUGUUCCCCGGCUUGGUCUACUACUUGACAUUCUGGUACCGCGUAGAUGAACGAUCGAUUCGAGUUGCUGCCAUUCUGGCAUCUGCCACGCUGGCCGGCGCGUUCGGUGGCGCGAUUGCCUUUGGUGUCGGUCAUAUGAACCAAGUGAGCGGCAUCUCUGCUUGGCGAUGGCUCUUCAUCAUCGAGGGAGCUCCAUCCGUGGCUUCUUCCCUCUUGGUAUGGUUCUUCCUCCCGGAUUACCCCGAGACAGUAUCGUGGCUAUCGACCGAGGAGAAAGACUUUGCGGCUUUGCGGCUCUCUGACCAGGGUUCUCAUGGAUCCGGCAAACCUCUAACGUGGGCGGAAGCCAAGUCCACACUCUUUGAAUGGAGACUUUGGGCCCAUUACUUUAUCUACUUUGGCAUUUCUACCCCAUUCUCUAGUUUGUCGCUCUUCACGCCGUCCAUUGUUGCUGGAUUAGGAUUUACCGAUCUCAAGGCCCAGCUCAUGACUGUGCCCCCCUACGCAGCAGCUUACGUUGUGACCUUGCUCGCUUCAUGGUCUGGCGACCACUUCAACAAACGUGCUUUGCAUUCUGCCGCAUUUUCCCUCCUUGGAGCUGUAGGUUUCAUUGCUUCGGCUACACUUCCAGCCGAUCACUUUGCAUCUCGCUACGGCUGCCUCAUUAUCGCAACUUGCGGUUCAUUUGCCUGUAUCCCCCCGUUGUUGGGCUGGCUCUCCUCAAAUUUGUAUUCAACUGCCGCAAUUGGCCUGGCUAUUGCGCUCAACAUUUCCAUGGGGGCGCCGGGCCAGAUUGUCGGCGUGUGGAUCUACAAGGCCGACGAAGCGAAGAAGGGAUAUCCCACCGGACACUGGACCAAUGCAGGCUUGCUGCUCUUUGUCUCGGCUUCUUGUGUCUGCAUGCACUGCUACUAUGUGUGGCGCAACCGGAACGGCGGAGCAGGGAACGGCGUCUUCUUCAAUGGCCCUGUUCAGACCAUCUCGGCCAAGGACGACAUCGUUUUUCUCCGAAAUCAUCGGCCAGGUCCCUCCGAAGGUCCCAGCGACAAUGUCAGGCCAGGUGAGAUGAGCGUCGAUGCAUCCCAGAUUCAGGCGUGCGACCGCUGCCAUCGGCGCAAGACCAGGUGCGAUAAGACACGGCCGGAAUGCAGUCCUUGCAAGAAGUCAAGGUCUGCGUGUGUCUAUUCUGAGAGGGUCAAAGAGCCCACAUUCCCGCGAAGUCAUGUCCAGACUCUUGAGCGCCGAAUCCAGCAGCUUGAGGCGGCCAACAAGGCACUUACAUCGGCCAACAAGGCCCAUAGAAUGGUCGCCCACAGAGCGGCAGGAGAUGCGGAAGAUCGAUCCAGCUCGCGGUCUUCUGUCGCCAGCGAUAACGAAGUUGCGAAUGAGGUGACCUUUCUUUCUACCAGUGUUGGCGGUGAUAGCCUUUUCCUAGGGCCGACGAGUGGCAUCAUUCUUGCCAGUCUGGUGAGAGCCGGCGUCGCGGUCGAUGUUGAAAGAGACGCACCAGCCUCAUCGGUAUCUUCUGUGCCUCCUCGCCGGAGUCCCGGAAGGACAGAUUGGGACACCGGGGAUCGUUCUCUUCCGGCGGAACAGCUUGCUCGAAGUCUCAUCGAAGCAUAUCUGGCCCACGAUCAUCUUAGCUACCCCUUUUUACAUCCGCGGGCGGUCAGGGCCGUUGUGGAUGGCAUCUAUAGCGAUGCCAGCUUUGAAAAGACGCACCCCUUUGAGAUGUUCAUGUUCCACAUGAUCCUGGCCAUCGCCACAUCUCAAGUAUACAAGUUCAACUGGAGGGUCUUACCGGAUGCAGAAACGCAUCUUCAAAAGGCCACCGACUAUCUCAAUGCCGUGCUGUUUGAGGGCGGACUACGGGCUUUGCAAGCCAUGCUACUGCUCUGCCAGUUCCGACUGAGCAAUUCAACAAAUCAUGCUUCUGAUAGUCUCUGGCACAUUGUUGGUAUUGCGGUGCGCAUGUGUUUCGAGCUUGGUUUGCAUCGCGAGGCCACGUACCGGACAGCUGGCCCGAGACGUGAUGCUGCCGAUGUGUCUUUUUUAUCGCCUAAAUAUGAGGAAAACGAAGUUCGUCGAAGGUGUUUCUGGAGCGUCUAUGCUCUCGACAGAGUCAUAUCCGUAACACUAGGACGCCCGUUGGCUAUCUGUAUUGAAGAUAUCGAUGUCGAACUCCCGACCGAUGACUUUGAAGAAACAGCGAGCGUGGCUACUCUGAGUCCUGGAAGUGACCGGGACUCCUCACAAAUCCCAUCUCGAUAUCGCACGGCCAUCUUUGUUCAUAUCGUGCGCUAUCGUGAUAUCUGCGGCCGGUGCCUCACUUCACUGCAUCGCGGCGUCAAAGGUGGUAUUCAAUCUUCGGCAGAUUUUUACCAGAAACGUGAUCAACUUGCUACCGAACUGAACGCAUGGCGAGCAGAAACAAAUUGUCUCAACACUCCGGAUAUGGACUUGUCGACUCCCCUUGCCGAGGCCCGAUCUAGCUUUCGAUCAAAAGCUUGGUAUGAGCUGCUAUACCACAAUGGUGUUCUCCUCCUCUACCGUCCGUCAGCUUUUACAGUCUCGGAUGGACGAGAUGGAUCUAAUUUACAGCAUGUUUUUUCAGCAGCAAGGCAGUCGAUUACACUCUACGCUUACCUGUUCCGAUCGCGCAAGAUCAAUUUCUCUUGGAUGGUGCUUCAUGCGGUUUUCAUGGCCGGAAUAUCCUACAUAUAUGCCUUGAGUCGACAUUUCCGAGAAAAGAGACGUCGUCGUAAUGGCGGAGAGGGCGAUGGAAAUUUAUUCCAGCUGCUUCAGGAGCCGACCAUUGUUGAGAUUGUCAACGACUGUCGAGCGUGCUCAAACGUCAUUGUUGGCGUUUCCGAGAGGUGUAAUUCACAAAAGAAUUGCCAUGAAGUAUUUGACCGCCUCAGCGAUGCUCUCGUCGAGGACGCUGUGGAAGCACUUUCACAUACUCGCCAAUCUAGCUCUUUAGCCGCUCCGCAAGACAACCAUUCGGCAAUGACAGCUAUGCAAUCUUCAAACCGAACUCCAAGCAAUGAUAUCAAUGUGCAAAAUAGUCUUGUCUCUGAGGCUACCUUGGCGGGAGUCGGAUCUAACAAUGGCAGAUAUCACUCUCGAGAGACGGCUUUUACGGGGCUUAGUGACAAUAGCUUACAAGAAGACAGUGGAAGGCAGGCGUUCAGCCUCGGGACGCCUCUGGCAGCCGAUAAUGCUCUCCGAGACUGCCUACCUGAGCUCCAAAGGAUGUAUAAUAUGCCAUGGGGAGAUGAUGCUAUCUUGCAGCUUAGCAAUGAUUGGUUGGGCGAAAUUGGGGGCUAUGACAGAUUCAUGGGUAAUGAAUGGGGCAUGGAUCAAUGA
Molecule: messenger RNA, 3849 nt
Organism: Trichoderma aggressivum f. europaeum
Lineage: Eukaryota; Fungi; Ascomycota; Sordariomycetes; Hypocreales; Hypocreaceae
Product: transcriptional regulator family: Fungal Specific TF
Exons: 10
Coding region: 1-3849 (1282 amino acids)
Biological process (GO): DNA-templated transcription; regulation of DNA-templated transcription; transmembrane transport
Cellular component (GO): membrane
Molecular function (GO): DNA-binding transcription factor activity, RNA polymerase II-specific; DNA binding; zinc ion binding
Source: RefSeq, a predicted model, not a curated record